AUGGCAUCGCAUACAACCUCGUUUCGAGAACUGUUGCAAGGCGGAAUUGCUACAGCCACGCACGUAAUUAAGAAGGAGACGAGAGAUGUUUACGCGUCGUACUUCAAGAAGUUUUGUGAGUUCUGCAUCGCGAAUGAAUACCCCGACCCUGCGGCUGUGCGCCACCAUGAGCUUUCGUCUCUUAUGGUUGCGUUCAUGGAAAGUGUGUCUGCGUCUGCAGCUGUGUCUAACCAAACGGCGGAGAAGAUCCGGGCAGCGGUCGCCAAUUACUAUGGAAGUUACGAACGUCGAGACGCCGCAGGACCUGACAAGUGGAUGGUAGUCACGGACGCCAACGGCAACAAGUACGGGUUGGGCAACCCUGCCAAAGAUGCUUUUGUUCGCCAGUUCAUGCGAGGGUUAAGGAAGCGGAAGAGCACGGAGUUUUCGCAGCGCCAAGCUACCCCAAUUUCAUUGAACAUGCUCCGGGUACUAUACUGUCACCUGGCAAAUGCGAAAGGAUUCUCGGAAGUGGUUUCUCGCCGUAGCUGCGUUUGCGUUCUAUGGUAUGUGCCGGAUCAAUGA
Molecule: messenger RNA, 564 nt
Organism: Phytophthora sojae
Lineage: Eukaryota; Oomycota; Peronosporomycetes; Peronosporales; Peronosporaceae
Exons: 1
Coding region: 1-564 (187 amino acids)
Source: RefSeq, a predicted model, not a curated record